This is a messenger RNA of Cladocopium goreaui, 966 nucleotides long. Lineage: Eukaryota; Dinophyceae; Suessiales; Symbiodiniaceae. The record is from the annotation of a GenBank genome assembly.
AUGCCGUGGUUCCAACAGCCACAGCUGAUCUUUUCUCGGAUCGUUGGGCUCAGCACCACCCUGUGGUUCUGCUGCAAGGUUGGAAGCUGGGCGAAAAAUCUGAGCCGUUUGGGCAGCCUGAUUUUUCGGCUGCUGCGGCCAGGGCGGUUGUGGCGCUACCCGGAUUAUGGACACCUGCUUAUGGUGCCGCUGUAUCCAGGAAACCCACCCAGCCUGGAGGCCACAAAAGACGCCCAAAAACUCCUGGAUGAAGCGAAGAACGACUCCUUGGAGGUGGAGCAAUCCAUGACCCUUCUUGGAGAGGCCAUUCUGCUAAACCCUCCAGGGGUCGAGGUGUACCUUCUCCGGGCCCAGAAGUUCAAUAGUCAAGGGAUGCAUAUUUCUGCCCUGGAUGAUGCAGAGAUGUGUGUGAGCAUCGACUCAAAAUGUGUCGAGGGAUGGCUGGAGAAGGGCAAGGCGGAGAUGGGCCUGGGCCGAGCAAUGGAUGCAGCGCAGAGCUUUCAUCAAGGCCUCCAACUGGCGCCGGAGCAUCAGGACCUGAAGGACCGGUUUACAGCUGCGCGGGCGGAACCCUCGCCCAACAUCUUGCACCAGUUCAAGGAUCUGGUCUUCGCAGCACGACUGGGCUUGGAAACCUUGUUCCGAACCCUGGAGGAUCCGCACAAGACCAAUGAUGCCUUUGUGGAGAGCAACAUGGUGGUGCUUGAUGCUCAACUGGGCCUACUGGCCCAGACAUUGCAUGUCAAUACCUCAGUCCUCUUCGAAUCGCCACGGCUGUGCGAUGCCUACGAUCAGAUCGUUCGCGCCUGCUCUCAACUGGUGGCCGGAGCACCUGGGGCGUUUUCGAGGCGGCUUCAGCAUGCUGAGAGCAUCACCCGGGGCCUCUGUUUGGCCGUGCGCAUCGGGUGGCACAUCCAUCAUGGCAUUGCGAAGCAUGCAGCCACUGCUUUGAUCAUGAAGAACUGA